AUGUCCCCCAAGAGGAGAAGGGCUCCCUCGACGGGCCCCUCGCCACGUCCCACCAAACGCCGUGGACAUCCAACUCGACAAGACCCAACUGGAGACGAAGCAACAGUCCAAGAAUCAAACAAUGCAGAUACACAAACAACGCCAGCUGAUAUUGACCCAGAAAUUCCAGAAGUCGUCCGGUCUCAGCCAUAUUCAGGCCCCAAGGCUGCCCGGACUCAACUGGCUCUGAGUCUUCCUCCCCUGUACAAGCUUGAAGAUAUCUACAAGUCAUUGACUACCCGGGCACUGGAGCUUGACUUUGAUGGCUUUUUGGCCCAUCUGGGUUCACGGCCUUUACGCGUUGUCACGGUCUGUUCGGGGACUGAAAGCCCACUGCUUGCGUUGGAGAUGGUGCAGGAUAAUCUUAGAAAGCAUUUCGACAGGGGUUUUGAUUUUCGCCAUCUUUUCAGCGCUGAGAUUGUUCCUUUCAAGCAAGCGUACAUCGAGCGUAACUUUCAUCCUCCUCUCAUCUUUCGAGAUGUAGCUGAGCUGAAAGAUCGUGUGGCUCAAACCGCCUAUGGCUCUCUUGAAAAGAUUCCUAAGAACGCUGACAUCCUGGUUGCCGGGUUCUCAUGCGUCGACUUUUCAGGUUUGAACAACAAAAGAAAGACGCUUGAUGAAAAAGGCGAGUCAGGCGGCACUUUCUGGGGAAUCAUACGCUAUGCAAAGACCUACCGACCACGCAUGGUCAUUUUGGAAAACGUCAAGACGGCCCCAUGGGAGAAGAUUGAAAAGCACUGGAAUGAGAUAGAUUAUUUUGCCGUCCAUAUGGAUGUAGACACCAAAGCGUACUAUCUACCUCAGACCCGCGAGCGAGGGUACAUGUUCUGUGUGGACAGGCGACUUCUAAAGAAGAACCACCUCUCAGAGGAAGACAUGCAAGAGUGGUCUACUGUCUUUGCGCGUUUCAAACGUCCUGCGAGCUCUCCAGCGGGUAUGUUUCUGAUUGAUAGCGAUAAUCGACGGCUAGAGCAGAUUGAAAAAGACAUGGCCUUACGCAUCUCGUCAUCAACUUCCCGUGCUACCGUCAAUUGGGCAAAAUACCAAGUCCGCCACCAGAGCUACCGGUUGAACCAGAAUCUUGGCCAUAAACGUCCUGUGAGCAAGUCUCAGGAUAACGGGACGUGUCAGAUGCCUGAUUUUGCCUGGCAAACCUGGGUCAAGUCUUUGCCCGAAAGAGUCUGGGACACUUUGGAUGUCAACUUUCUGCGUAAGCUGGUGGAGGGUUAUGAUAUGAAUUACAAAGAGAGAUGUAUUGAACUUUCUCAAGGACUCGAUCGAGAAAUUGACUCUCGUGCAUAUGGCAUUGUUGGCUGUAUCACACCAUGUGGCAUUCCUUAUAUUACCACGAGGGGUGGACCACUUUGCGGCCUCGAGUCACUUGCAUUGCAAGGCUUGCCGCUGGAUAGAUUGUUACUGACGAGGGAAACACAGCGCGAGUUGCAAGAUUUAGCUGGCAAUGCCAUGAGCUCAACUGUUGUCGGUGCCGCCGUCCUCUCAGCCCUAAUUGUCGGUCACAAGGUUCUUAAAAAAGGACAACCAUCCCCAGGUCUAAAUAAAAGCGUGUCGAAGCACAAAAUACUUGCUCCAAGAGAUGACUAUGAUUUGACAACAAGUAACGUGAAACUCAGUCAAAUCGUCAACGUCAACAUGACAGACCUCCAAACACAGGCAGCAAGCAGUGCCAGGUAUUGCAUGUGCGAAAGACAGUCCGCAAUCAAACGAAAUAUCUCGAGAUGCACUCUAUGCGAGCAUACGUCUUGCUCUGAGUGUGGGGGCAACCCCUCGCAUAAGUAUGAACGUUGGACUAGUCUAUCACGCAGCCAGCCGUUGGAUUUUGCUAGCAACUUGAAAAGCAUAUUGCCCGCGAGGUUAAUUUUCAACGGUGUUUCUAGAGCCCAUUACGAUGCUUUCAAUACGGGAUCCUCUUUGGACUGCCCUCCCGUCGUCUGGGAUAAUUUUCUAGGUGCUGUUUCAAGAGCUGUUGGCGACGAACUACGCUUUUUGGAUAUCAAACGAAGCGAGAUUUGGACGGUGGUCUAUGAAGGCAAAUCCUCCUUCCUUCAUCUUGUCAUUGGAGCCACUGGAGCCAAAUGGGUGUUCUUUGCAAAGCCCUCUGACUCGGAUCCUGCGCUAUGUCUUAACCGUGAGAUCUUGUCAAAGCCCAUUGCUCGAAUGACGCCUAUCUUGGGUUCCCUUUUUGAAGGCGAUUGGGAGGUGUGCGCGCCUAUCAGCUCCGGGUGUGCGCUGAACAUUUUUGGAACUGGUUCUCAAAUUCAGUCCUACGAAGCGAGAUGUGGAUUGGAAAUGCGAGGAUUCUUUGAAUCAAAAGUUUGGACUCACCUCACCAUCCAGGGGUCUGAUGAAGCUGUGCAAGACCUUGAAGUCGACAUCCGGGGAACAUACGAGCUCCUGCCAGAUUGUGGCGCUGCGAAUGCAUCUUUGCAUAAAAAGGCAGCCACCAAAGACUCGCCAGCUGUGUAUUUGUUUCUGGAUCCGACAAAACUUGGCGAACCGAAAAACGAUUCGCUUGUGUUUUCUUUGGAUAACCGGCGUAUCACUGGCUAUUCAUCACGAUUGACUGUUGCAGAAUUGACUCAUAAGUGGCGCUCUUCAAAGGCAAGCGAGGAAGGAGAGCUUGUAAACGUGUACUACCGGCGAUGGAUAAAGAUUCCAUCUGCCGUUUUGGAACCUUACAGUCCUGGAUCUCCCAUUUCCUGUUGUCACUUGAAACCGGGAACGACUCUCUCAAUUGGAGAUGUCGAAUGCCGUGACGCCAACAUCACUCUUUUGUCUUUCUCGGCCCCGGCAACAGCCAUCGACUCGCUAUGGCAUAAAGGUCCUUGGGAAGUCACUGAUCCUACAGACUCUCCGGAAUUGCUGCGGAACUUUUCUUGGUUGCUUCAAAGGGCUGCUGGUCUUUCGGACUUUCGGGAUUGGAGCAAAGUCACCCAUGAGCAAACAUUCGACAGAAACUGCAAGUCUAUUUGCGACAUCUGCGUUCCGCCAAAACCCUCCAUACUAUGGGGGCGUGAUAGAAAGGGGCGGAUAAAAGCCUACGAGGAUCCUCGAGAUGCCGCUCUUUAUGAGCGCCAGGUGAAAGCAAGGCCGUCUCCAUUUUUGAUUUUCCGACAGGUCGAUGAUCAUGAUGUUGGGUCUUUACGUGUUACUCUCAAUGUUCAAACUCUUUUGCAUCAGGCAUAUGACAAACUGGUUGAUUCGACUGAUGAUAACAACGUCUCACUAUGCUGGCGGCUUGUGCCCAACGCCUAUGAUGCAAGGAACCUAAUAUUCCCCAAGUUCAGCCUCGUCAGUAAUAGACAAGAUACACAGUCUCGCCAACCGCCAAGCUUCCUCCUUAACCUACGACCAGAGCAACUGCGAUCGUUGUCAUGGAUGAUAGAGCAGGAACAGGAUGAGAUUGCACCAUUCGACGAAGAAGAGACGGAAGAGACCCUUUUACCUUUGAUGCUAUGGCGUGCAGAAGGCAGAGCCACCAUUCAAAAAGUCGUCCGCGGAGGCGUCCUAGCAGAUGAUGUUGGAUAUGGCAAAACCGCCAUCAUACUAGGACUGAUCGACUCACAGUAUGAGAAAGCUCAGCAGUACGUUUCAGAGCCCAAGGAUGGCCUCAUCCCUUCAAAGGCAACUCUAAUUGUGGUCCCUCAUGUCAUGGUUCACCAGUGGCAGUCAGAAAUUACCAAAUUUGUCGGCAGCCAGUACAAAGUCAUCGUGUUUCAAUCAGCAGGCUCCUUCUCAAGCAAGACAAUCCGUGAUGUCAAGAAUGCAGAUAUCAUUUUGGUAUCAUGGUCUGUUUUCAACAACGCUGGUUAUUACCAAAAAAUGCACAAGUUCACUGGCAUGCCCCGGGUUCCAAUCAAGGCAGGCCGCAACUUCGAUGAUUGGUUUCAUGAUGCACAAGCUUCCCUGAAAACCCAUGUUCAAAUAUUGAUGAACCAGGGGCCGCAUGCCAUGCUAGGUUCCAUACGCAUGAAGCGUCAAACAGUCAAGAACACCCAGGCUGACUUCACCUAUGUCCCAUCUAAGCGUCUUAGAGGCAAACAGUACGCAGAUGCCAAUCAGUACCAGAGAUCAGGCACGGAGUAUGGUGUACAUUAUGCUGAACUAUCGAGCAACGAGGAAGAGUCUGGUAACAGCGACGAUGAGGAUCCAGAGAAGCUCAGAGCAAAUAUAGACCAGUAUAUGAAACUUCGCCCAUCGCAAGAGAUCACCAUCAACAAAGCUGACUAUGCCGAUGAACUUGCGGGGACAGAUCAAGAAGAGUACACCGAGUACGAAGAUUCGUCAACAGAAAGCCGUGUAAGGCAGGAUUGCGGUCCGGGAAAAAAGGAUAAAAAACGAAAGAAUGGCAAGCCGACUACUGUAAAAAACGGAGCAAAAAGAUGGGACGACCGGAAAGAGUUCAAUAUCAAUCAAGCAAAGACAGCGCAGGACUGGGAGAUAGUCAAAACACCCUUGCUCCAUGCAUUCUCAUUCAACCGACUCGUCAUUGAUGAAUUUACGUAUGCUAACCCGGAGAGACUCGCUCCAUUGCUGUCGCUUAAAGCCCAUUCAAAAUGGAUUCUUUCUGGAACUCCGCCACUGAAUGAUUUCGCGGAUGUCAAAACCAUUGCUCCCUUUCUGGGGAUUCAUCUUGGAGUCGAUGAUGACGAAGAAGGCCAGUCGCAAAACAAACGACUCAAGGUUAUCUGCAAGCAACGAUCCGAUGCCGAAGCCUUUCAGGCCUUCCGAGCGCCUCGCAGUGAAGCAUGGCAUCGACGUCGACACGAGGUCGCACAAAGAUUCCUUGAUCGCUUUGCGCGCAAGAACAUCGCUGAAAUUGACGAAAUUCCAUUCACGGAAUACGUCGUUCUAGUUCCCCAGUCAUCAGCUGAAACAGCUAUCUAUCUCGAGCUUUACAAGCAGCUCAUGGCACAAAACCGUCAGCUUCGUCGAAGCAGCAAGAGUAGAUUCAGCAGCGAUCAGGUUGAGCGGCUAGACGAGAUCAUUGGCAGCAGUGCAACCGCCGAAGAGGCCUUGCUCAAACGCUGUUCUUCAUUGGCACUUCAAGGACGGUGGGACAAUGGAAAGCCUGAGGUCGUUACCUGCGAGUCUCUGAUUUCUAUCCGAGAAAAGCAGCUUGCAGACGUUCGAAAAGAUAUUUUGAAAAAGUUGAAAUUGGCGGCUUGGAUAUAUUGUGGAUGUGAUUUGAGAUAUGAGAACUUCCACAAUUUUAUCGAGAGUAUUGUGAGACACGACUUUGGUGAUAUUACGGUGACUGAACAAAUCUACCCACUUAUCAAGAAUGCCAUUUUUACGUCGGCAAAUGAUGACUGGCAAGAGUUUUUUGUCGAUUCUGCAGCACAAAAUGGUACAAUGGCAAAGGAGACACAAGAGAGCCAAUCUGAGCCAGAAACAGACGACUCCCAUGAUGAGGACGACGACGACAAUAUCUCUCAGAGCCCUGUCAAAAAAGCGAAGCUAUCGAAGAGCAAGAAGAGCAAAUCCAUUGAGAUGGACGAUGAGAGUUACGAACAUUCUAGUCCGCCCACAAAAGGUCGAGGAAAGGGAAAGACAGGCAAAGGCACAAAGAAAGACAAGCUUGAAGUCUCCACGCUUCCCAACAAGCCAAAGAGACCGAGAGAGUUCGAGCCCAUCCUACGAGAAGUCACGACCACCAUCCGCAAUCUCAUUGUAGAAUGGGUGCUUCGCGAGAGAGCUCUCCGUUUCCUGAAAACAGUUCGCCUUGUGCAAUUCAGCUCAGAGAUCCCCAGCUGCCACAGCUGCGAGGAGCCGCCAGAAACUCUAGAUGAAAUCAGUGUCCUUGGAUCAUGCGGCCAUGCGCUCUGUGCAGAGUGUAUCUCAGACGUUAUUGAGAAAGAAGAGUGCGUGGUCGAAGGGUGCCAUGGCUCGGGCAAGAGAUUUAAUGUCAUGAACGCUUCAACGCUUGGUCGUGAUGAAGACAGAAGCUCCAUGUACGGUGGCAGCAAGAUGGACAAGCUAGUCGAAAUUAUCCGGUCUAUUCCCACAGACGAGCGGGCGAUUCUUUUCGUCCAAUUCCCAGACCUAAUGGAGAUAUCUUCAAAGGCUUUAGACCUAGCCAAAAUCAAAUACACGGCGAUCUCAGCCACCGAUCGCAGGUCAGCACAAAAGGUUGAACAAUUCCAAAAGGUCAGCUUUGGCGAAGACAAGGUUCUUAUUCUGAAUCUAGGGAGUGAAAUGGCUGCUGGAUUAAACCUUCAAUGUGCAAAUCAUGUUAUCUUCCUCUCGCCUUUGUUGACGCCGACGCAGUACGACUAUGACUCUGCAAUGACUCAAGCCAUAGGACGUUCUCGUCGCUAUGGGCAGACAAGACACGUCCACGUCUACCACCUCCUAGCCAAGAAGACGAUCGACGUGAACAUAUACCAAGAGCGUCGGGAGAAGGUUCUUGUUGAGAGGAAUGGAGAGGCUAUUCUUGUUUCUCAAGAUGAGGCGUUGGAGUCCGAGGUAAUCAGUUGUCAAGGGCCGUCCUUGGUAGUUGAUAAUGCGUUUUAA
Messenger RNA from Aspergillus wentii DTO 134E9, 6573 nucleotides. Its product is annotated as putative SNF2 family helicase. The record is from RefSeq and is a predicted model, not a curated record. Gene Ontology annotation, molecular function: methyltransferase activity; ATP binding; ATP-dependent chromatin remodeler activity. The transcript is spliced from 5 exons. Bases 1 to 6573 code for a protein of 2190 amino acids. NCBI's taxonomy places the organism in Eukaryota, Fungi, Ascomycota, Eurotiomycetes, Eurotiales, Aspergillaceae.